AUGAAGCAAAGAGACGAUAGAAGCGACACUUCUGGUGCCUCACCCAAAAUUAAAGUAGAGAGACUUUCUCCGAGACUUGAAACGGAACAAAUGUCAAUAGUUCCAGAACCAAGAUAUGUUCGCGAUUGGCUUUCUUCGUUAUAUGUUGAGAACCGAGAACACGUUCAGAAUCAAGAGUUAAAUGUUAUUGUAACAAGUCAAAUAUUUGAACCAAAGAAAUUAUUUCCUCCUAACGAUGACAAUGUCAUUGUGAAAGAAGAACCAAUUGAUAAAGAAUUCAAUCAAACCUCAAAACGCCGCACCGCAGUGAGAAAGUUAGAUCAUUCACAGAUUAUGGAUGAUAAAAGUCAAGGACAAAAUAAGAAGGUAAAGGAAGAUGGAAACAAUAAGAACGGAGAGGAUGAAGAUAUUGAAUACACAGAGGAGAUGUUACAGAAAGUUAGAGAAUUUGAGAUUCUCCUCGAAAAGUUUGAUCAGAAGGCACUUGAAGCAUAUAACGCAUAUAUGGAUCUCAAUUCUAUAUUAUCACCGGAUAUGGAGAUUAUUAUAGAUCUUCCCAAACAUAUCAAUAGAAAUGCCAUCCAUCAGCUGAUGGGGUUCGCAAAAAACGGACCUAGUAACGACAAACAACAUUCUCUCUGA
Cetraspora pellucida is the source of this 642-nucleotide messenger RNA. The record is from the annotation of a GenBank genome assembly. Lineage: Eukaryota; Fungi; Glomeromycota; Glomeromycetes; Diversisporales; Gigasporaceae.